Molecule: messenger RNA, 1753 nt
Organism: Dendronephthya gigantea
Lineage: Eukaryota; Metazoa; Cnidaria; Anthozoa; Malacalcyonacea; Nephtheidae
Product: RNA exonuclease 4-like
Exons: 9
Coding region: 13-1014 (333 amino acids)
Biological process (GO): rRNA processing
Cellular component (GO): nucleus
Molecular function (GO): 3'-5' exonuclease activity; nucleic acid binding
Source: RefSeq, a predicted model, not a curated record
UUACGGUGACACAUGCACGUGGUGAUGGCGAAUGAUGCUUCUAAACAGAAACAAAAACAUCGAAAAUUCUCGCAAAAGAAUAAGAUACAAAUAAAAGAGGCAAAACCUGUGACACAACCUAGAUUACCAAAAACUGCCAGUGAAGUAUCCUCGAAUUGGAAAGCUUUAGCAGUGACACUUCAAGCCAACAAAAAACAGCAGAAAGUCCCCAAGAGGAAAAGAAUACCAUUUCACAAAUCUAAGGGAUUUGUAGGCAGCAAGUCUGGAAAGAAAAACAUAUUUAAGAAUCAGAGUGAUAAAACAGAUAAGAAUGAUAUUUGGUUCGACGAUGUUGAUCCAGAAGACAUUGAAAAAGUCACAGGAUCAGAGCCAAAACGAAGAAAAAUUUCGGUAGAUGAUGAUACGCAUGCAUGUGCUCAUAGUGAUGUCCAACCGAAUGAAGUGACAGAAAAGAAACCAAAUCCCAGGGUCACAAAGCAUGUUGCGAUGGAUUGUGAAUUCGUUGGAGUUGGAAAAGCAGGAUUGGAACAUAUGUUAGGCAGGGUAUCCAUAGUUAAUAUUGACGGUGAUGUUCUGUAUGACAAGUAUGUCGCCGCCCGUGAAAGAGUUGUGGAUUACAGAUCGGAUGUCAGUGGAAUUAGACCUUUUCAUUUAAGAAAUGCUCCAAAUUUUGUUGAUGUUCAGAACGAUGUCGCUGCGUUGAUUAAAGAUAAAAUUCUGAUUGGUCAUUCAAUUUCUACUGAUCUGAAGGUGUUACUACUUGAUCAUCCAAGAAAGCGGAUUCGCGAUACAGCCAAAUACAAACCGUUUCAAGAGAAAUUAAAGACGAAGCAUCCAUCUUUGAAACGACUUGCAAAGGAGAUCUUGUAUAUUUCAAUACAAGAUGGUGAACACUCCUCGGUGGAAGAUGCGCGUGCUGCUAUGAAAUUGUAUAAUACUCAUCGCAAGGAGUGGGAGAAGAGUAUAAAGGAUAAAUUUAAGAAAAAUAGAACGAAACCUGGCCAAGGCAGUUGAUAUUCGGCUAGCUAGCUUUGGAUGAAUAGAAAGUACAUAUAUACGCUCUAUAAAAAAGCAUGAAUAAGUUAUUGUGUCAGCAGGCAUGCAAUAUGCGCUUCCGUGAAGUAGCGGUGUGUUAGUCUUUUGACUUUUUUAAAGUAAUAAUUUUGUAUGGAAUACUGGGUUGCCAGGUUAGCCUAAACGAUGAAAGUAGAUAAUAUAUGUAAAGUGUCUCAGGGGCUUUAUUUGAAUCAUUUCAGCCAGAUAAAUUGCAGUUGAUAAUCACUGCCCACAAGAAAGUUCAAUACUUGGGUAAUUCCAUUUCAAAAUUCUUACAUGACGUGUCAAAAAAUAUCAAUAUGGCCGACAAUUUAGCUUGAGAUCUUGGAAUGAUGAAUAAAAUCCAUCCACUUUUAUAUUUUAAAAACUCUGCUCUUGCUGGUGAGUCUAUAAAUAGAAAUUCACGUUAUCAUGGUAUUAUCGUUAUCACGAAAUUGCCAAAACUCCAUUAGUAGAUUCCACCAUUCGCUAUAAUACUAUUAAGAUCACUGACAGACAGUAAGAAUGCUACAAGUGAAAAUGUCCAUAGAGAUAUUUAUGAAUAACGUUAUUAUUUAUAUCAAUUAGGAUAAAAAGAAGGUUAUAUGUUGCUGUUUAUCCCAUAUGUAGCCAUGGCCAACUAAUUGGUUUAGCUGGCAUUGUUACUGGAACAGUCAUACAUUCAAUUUAUAAAUAUCCUGAAACAGGGAAGAAGGUG